Messenger RNA from Tigriopus californicus, 4528 nucleotides. RefSeq lists its product as uncharacterized. Bases 115 to 4464 code for a protein of 1449 amino acids. The record is from RefSeq and is a predicted model, not a curated record. NCBI's taxonomy places the organism in Eukaryota, Metazoa, Arthropoda, Copepoda, Harpacticoida, Harpacticidae. The transcript has 11 exons. Gene Ontology annotation, biological process: response to oxidative stress. Gene Ontology annotation, molecular function: heme binding; peroxidase activity.
UUCCCUAGAACCUCGAGGACACCAAAGGCUCUCUAUGAGUUAAGACCAAGAUGAUUGCGUUAAACUCCAGGAUGUCAAUGUGAGGUGGAUUUUCAAAUUCAAUCGACAUUGGAAAUGACUCCAUGGAUCUGGAGUGUCUGGACUCUGUUCCUCAUUCCCAUGAUCCAAGUGGGGAGUGAUCAUCUGGUUCCGUUGGAUGUGAUCGACACGCCCGGAUCUGGGCGGGUUGUCGGUGUGGACAACUCCGAAGAGACUUUUGAAGUCGUGCCUUAUCACAAACUCUUCACAGCUUUGUUGAAGAAACUUGAACUGUUCCGUAAAUCAGAUCCCUUCCAAUCGAAUCAAGAGGAUCUAUCGUUGUUACCAAAACCUGACAGGAACACGUUCCAGCCUCAUCCCUCUCCAGAUUUGCAAGCAACCGCUCUUCCUCCAAUAUUUGACGAGUUGAACCCGAGCCUGAGUUUCAACCAUCAUGGUCGUCAGAAUGACCAGUGGCUUCCACCUUUUGAACCCACUUUGAAAUGGUUCGACCGCUCCAUGGGAAUAUUGAAAUCUUUUCCAGCUCAACCGGCGAAAAUUAGGAGAGCCUUUUUCCUCCAAGAUCCGCAAGUCUCGGAAUUUGCCGAUCUCAGUCGCAGAAACCUUUUCGCCAAAGAGCACAAUGUUCCAGUUCCAGAGGGCUCUUGUCCACGUCUCACUAAACCCAAAUGUGAUCCACUGGCGCCCUAUCGAUCCGUGGAUGGAGUUUGCAAUAAUCUCCAAAACCCAUUUUGGGGGUCAUUCCUGCACUCAUAUGAGCGCUUUUUAAAACCGGAAUACUCAGACGGGAAAGUAAUGCCUCGCGGAGCUCGUUAUGAUAGUAAAAAAGGCUAUCGUUCGGUCCUUCCAAGUCCCCGACAGAUUAGCGCCAACUUCCAUAUCAAUCGAAACAUCUCAGAUCCGACUCAUUCUCACAUGUUGAUGCAAUUUGCGCAAUUCAUCGCUCAUGAUAUCACUGGCUUGGCACGAGAUGAUUUCGAUUGCUGCAAGCCCGAGUUCCAAAGCGCGUUCCCAUGUUUCCACGUGGAUCUCCGUGGCGACGCCAUCUUCUCGCGUUUCAAUAAAACCUGCAUGGCCUUCACCCGGUCAAGUUGGAAUUGUCAGACCAAUGUUCCCUGGAUGGAGCAACUCAAUGGAGUCACCUCUUUCAUCGAUGCUUCCAAUGUCUACGGGAGUAACCCAGCGAAAUCGCUGCUUAUUCGGGGUGGAGGAAACAGACGAGGCGGAGUUCUGGUGGAGAAUCCCAAGCUGAAUCGCUUCAACAUUCCGACCCGAGCAGAUUUGGGCUUGCCAUCCAACGAUCAUGAGAGUGGGAGCGACUUCAUCUCGGGAGAUUCCAGGAAUGCGCUUCAACCCACGUUGUUAUCGUUGCACAAUUUGUUCUUGUUGGAACACAAUCGAAUUGCCCAAGCCAUCCUCAAGGCCAUGCGCGGAAAAUUGGAUCAUCUUGAUGAGAAAGAUCGGGAUGAGUUACUUUUCCAGGAAUCUCGACGGAUUUUGAUUGCGCAAGUUCAAGCAAUUGUGUUCAAGGAGUUCCUGCCUUCGAUCAUCGCGCCAGAGCAGUUGGAGAAGCACGGGGUGCAUUUCAUGGAGGAUUGCGAAUACCAACCCCUAAUCGACCCCACGGUCAGAAAUGAGUUUUCCACCGCCGCCUAUCGCUUCGGACACUCUUUGGUCCAGGAUAUCUUCCAAGGCCGAGGCCAGCCUUGGCGUCUCAGUAAUGGUUUCGCCGAUCCGACCUUCGCCAUUCGAAAUGGUGGAUUAGGAUUCGAAAACGAGAUCGCAGGGGCUUGUUCCCAAGCCCAACAAUCUGCGGAUCGAUUCAUGUCCUCCGAGCUGACCAACAAACUCUUUGCUAAUAAAAAACUCCUCGGCCAACAUGAAGCCCUGAAAGCUGCGUCGGAUUUGGCGGCCACGAACAUCCAACGAGGGAGAGAUCACGGAAUUCCGUGUUAUAACUCUAUUCGUAAGUUCAUUGGUUUGAGAUCUAUCAACUCGAUGAGGGAUCAGCCCCGGGAGAUCGCCUGGCGCAACUGGGAGACUCUGGCGAAGAUCUACCGAAAACCAGAUGACAUUGAUCUGUUCACGGGUGGAUUGGCGGAAGAUCCAUUACCAGGGGGACUGCUGGGACCCACUUUUACAUGGCUCAUUACCGAACAGUUCCGAUUUUUGAUGCACGGAGACCGAUAUUUCUUUACCCACUCCAAGGGCCCCAAUGCUCGAGGAUUGCCAAAACUGUUGCAGCGUAUGAUCAUGUCCAGGCGUUUGAGCGACAUCUUUUGCGAAAAUACACGCACCAUUUCACAAUUGCAAAGAAAUGCAUUUCUAUUGCCUCACCGAGGAAGCAAAACUAAUAAUCCUAUGGUGUCUUGCAAGGACAGCUCUCGCUCCAAAUUGAAUUUCGAUCUAAUCGCUCUAAAUAUUCUGGAGGAACGACAUUUGCUCAGUGCCAAAGAUCAAUUGAUGUUGAAAGAGGCCCUAAACGUGGAUCAUCGCGGACAAAGAUCCCAAAAUUUCAAGAAUUCCAACAAUGAAGACGAUUCCUCUUCUUGCGUGAAUUGCGAGUCUUUGCAGGCCAAGACCCCAGAAGAGAUCUCACUUGCACACAUUGGUCGUAAUAACCCCAUUAACGAAGGUGAACUUGACCAUAACCAUGAAUCAACCCGCUUAACGGAUCAACACACGUUCAAUACUUGCGAGACUUGUUCUCGCGAGGAAGUCUCUUUAGAGAACAAGGAGAAGAUGACUGGAUUCUAUGGACUCCAUGGACUCCAUCAAGAGGAACCGGAAAAGGGCAAGUUCGACAAGUUAGGAGAUCAUCAUUCAAAAGAAGACGAGUACUACUUGCCAAUUCAAGAGGAUUCCAGUUACCACAAACAUGAUGGCAUUCCGGAAUACGAUAUGCCAGACUGGCAUAGUUCCAACAAAGCCAUGAGUUUCGGCCAAACCAUCAGUAAUUACAAUGCCAGACAUCGUGAUGGCACAAGCCCACCACAGAAUUCCCAAUACAUCUCGAAAUUCUCGGACGAAACUUCAAUCCUUGACAAUGACGUCGAUCUUAUGCACCAAAGUGAAUCAUUUCAACCUGAAUUUUCCAUUCCACACGACAACGAUAUGUCGCAUGAAACGACACAGAGCCAUUUGAACAUGGCAGAACAAACGUCAUUAUUACAGUCCAAUGAAGGUCACGAGCCAAGCCAUUUCAAGUACGAGACACAAGGAAAGGAUUUCAAUCCCUUGGCACCGACACGAUUUUUCCAGCCAAUGAAAUCCAUGACUGCAAACUACGUCUCGUUUCCAACUCAAAGCAACUCAUGGGGCAAUGGCGAAAGCUUGGACCAAGUGCAGCCGGAUGAUUUCGAACCAAACAACCGUGGAGAUUUAAGUCCGUCUGGUUCUUACCACGCUGACGUUGAUUCAACAACAGGCUCAAUGGAACAGAUCGCACAAGGUGACCAAAUUGAGCCCGAUUUGAGCCUUCUCGACGAUAAGAAUCGCUUUGGGGAUAAUCAUUCAUUUAAUCGGGAAUCCAACGAAGGUCGUUGGGAUGAUUUGGAAACUGAUCCACAAUUUGCAGUUCAAUCUAGUUCAAAGGAAGACAUUCAAUCAGAUAGUCUACCUUCGCACGAAUAUCCCCCGUCGAUCGAGUCUGACAAUAGACAAGAUUGGGCUAUGAAGGAAAACAUGAUCGCUUCAACCGAGUCAGUCGAGGAGCAAUUUGAACUUGACUCUGCACCACUAGAUAACCAAAUGGAGCCCACAUUUGACUCCAGAUUUUUCUCAAAUGGGGGCCAAAUGGCCACUCUGGGUACUGAUAGCCCGCGUGUGAAUCGCUUUCAAAAUGACGCCAUCAACUCGGAGUUUAAUGGUAUUUCUCCCAAUGGAAUGGGAGUCGAAACAACGGAAUGGAGUUCCGACGACCAAAUAAUGGUCAAUGACCAUUCAAAUGAAGAGAGCUUCCUUCAUAGCGAGUCCAAUCAACCCAACUCUAAGCAGACUGAUGGGUUUCCCAUGCUUCAGUCUGAGCGCGUCACCGCUGAAGAAACCGUUCACCAUCGGAACGCGAUGACUUCACCUGAUAUGGAACUAUUACAUCCCAUUGAUGACAUUCCUCGAGCAGAUCGUGUUCGUGAGAUGAAUGAAGAUCAAGACUCGGCCGUGGCCAUGACAGAGGUCAAACCGGAUUCAGCCAUGGUGAAGUCCGAGGUCUGGGGCGGUUUGGAGGGCAACAUGGAAGUGGAAUGGAACUCAUUGCUCUCGGAUCGGGUCAUGGAACAUCACAACGAGCCAGUGGGAUCGGAGGGCCAAGACACGAAUGAGUGGCACCAAAAUGACAUGGAGGGUGGGGAUGAGAUUGCUUGGGAAGUGCCAACCGAUCAGCAGGAGCAAGUUGGUUCGCCAAGCCAGGAUAUGGGUGACACUUGAAAGAGACCUCGUUGAACUCCCCAUCCCCCGAUCAAUGAUACUUAAUAAAUCGUGGAGUAAAUAA